AUGGAUGCAUUGGCAUUGACCGAGGCCAAUGCUCCGGCGGCAGAGCAUGAUGGCCCUCCAACUGAGACCGUCGUGGACGAGAGAUCGCCUGGCGAGGGCGAGAACAAAUUUCAGAAAGCCUUAGCAGCAUGGCGCAAUAUUGACCUCUCUUCGUUAAUGCCGCAACUGGACUCUACCGCGUCGGAAAUCGUGGCCCAUCAGCGAGAUGCACUUGUCGAACGAAAGGAACUAGCUCAGAAGACCAAAGACUUUAGAAAAUUGGAAGAUGCAGCAAAAUUGACGGAAUACAAGUCCUUACUGAAAGCGUACCAAGGAUUCAUCGAUUUGAUUACCGGCCAUGGAAAGACAGCCUCGUCCGCGUUCCUUCAACUGUAUCAAUCUCUUUCCGAGGCACCCGAUCCUUUCCCUCUACUAGAGGCCUCAGUCGACUCCCUGGUCGCCUCCGAAGACACCGUUCCACGACUGACCGUUGAGAACCAACAAUUGCUCUCAAGGGUCAAUAAGUUAUCCGCACAGUUAGAGGAGACAGAGAAGAAGUUGGAAGAAGAAAGCAAAGCUAGGUCGGAUGCAGAGGCUGGGACAGGCAGUCUAGUCCAAGAAAUCGAGGAGAAGUGGGCGAAGGUCUUGGAGGAGAAACAAAACAACUGGGCGGCGAAGGAGCGGGCGCUGGAGGAGAAGGUCGAGAACCAGGACCGGGUGUUGAAAGAGUUGAAAGCUAGCUAUGAAGUCUCGCAGCGACUUGAAGAAGGCUCUGCUGAGAUGGCGGCCUCGAAAGCUGCCAAUGUCGAGUUGGAGCUGAUGACGUCCGAGCUUGAGAAGACGAGCGUCCGACUUGCAGAGAUCGAGGCUCGGAAUGAACAGCUCCGUGUCGACCUAGCUCGGGCAACGUCACAAAACGCAACGAGUCACGCCGUCGAAGACGACCCAUCUUUUCUACGCUUGCAAUCUGAAAACUCCUCACUUCUGAGAAAGAUUGAAUCGCUCCGCUUCGAUCGAGAUACGGAGAAGCGAAAAUGGGACGAUAAGCUUCGCCAAGCGGAGAGACAACGGUCCCAGUUCGUGGCGGAGAACGAGGAGUUGAGAGCCAAGGUAGCCAGAUGGUCCGAUUACGGAGAUCUCAAGCGAGAGCUAGACACUCUCCGUUCGAUAGAACUGUCCGUUGAAGAUGAUGAAGACGCACCUGAGGGCGGACUGGAUGGGACGACGGAGAGUGGCUCGAAGCAAUCACUGGAACACCUCCUGCUUGCACGGAACAAGAAACUAAGCAACGAGCUGACUUUGCUCCGGGUUUCGUACCAAGACCUUCAGAGCCAGUUUGAAGAUCUUCAAGAAGAGUUUUCCCGAACGAAUGCGGACUUGGAGAAAUUCCAGAAGCUCUCAUCGACACUCGAAAACGAUCUUCUGAGAGUACAGGAGGAGGCUGCCAAUGCCCUUCCAUCAUCCGGAAUGUCUGUGGCGGGGACCCAUGUUUCACGGCACCCUACCAGCUCCUUCCGGCGAGGCAGAGCAUCGCCAACCUCGUCCAUCAUCUCAGGCUACGAGAUGCAACCUCGCAGCACCACACUUGAGGCUUUGCGAUCUGGAGAGCCUGUUGGUGGAGGCUCUGGUAUUCUGCCAAUGAUUCAAGCGCAGAGAGAUCGCUUCAAGGAAAAGAACCAGCAACUCGAGGAAGAGCUUGCAAAGACUUACGCGACCGUGACUUCACUGCGCCAGGAGGUCGCCUCGCUACAAAAAGACAAUCUGAACUUAUACGAGAAGACAAGAUACAUCUCUGCGUAUAGCCGUGGCCCGACGAUGACAUCUUCGUCUUCAUACUCCGGUGCUCCUGGACACACGGCGGUUUAUACUGCGGAAGAUGCCACGUCGGAUCGGUGGAAGUCCCAGUACGAAGCCAACAUAUCACCCUUUGCGGCAUUCCGGGGUCGUGAGGCUGCUCGGGCCUAUAAACGUAUGAGCUUCCCAGAGAGGAUCAUUUUCUCCCUGACGAGGAUCGUUCUUGCUACAAGAACUUCGCGCAACCUCUUUGCCGCAUAUUGCAUGGCGCUCCACAUAUUGGUCUUCAUGAUGCUAUAUUGGAUGGGCACAGCCGAUAUUGAGCGGAGUGCUAUCCACCUAGGGGAAGCUGCCACGGCUGGCGGUGUGGGUGUGGGUGUGCAGGCUCCUGAUUCACACGGUGCAGAUUGGCAUCAAGAAGACUUUGGAUAG
This is a messenger RNA of Capronia coronata CBS 617.96, 2205 nucleotides long. Its product is annotated as homeobox protein cut-like protein. The record is from RefSeq and is a predicted model, not a curated record. Bases 1 to 2205 code for a protein of 734 amino acids. The transcript is spliced from 3 exons. Gene Ontology annotation, biological process: intra-Golgi vesicle-mediated transport. Gene Ontology annotation, cellular component: Golgi membrane. Lineage: Eukaryota; Fungi; Ascomycota; Eurotiomycetes; Chaetothyriales; Herpotrichiellaceae.